Molecule: messenger RNA, 2624 nt
Organism: Paramacrobiotus metropolitanus
Lineage: Eukaryota; Metazoa; Tardigrada; Eutardigrada; Parachela; Macrobiotidae
Exons: 11
Coding region: 124-2328 (734 amino acids)
Biological process (GO): macroautophagy
Cellular component (GO): phagophore assembly site
Molecular function (GO): ubiquitin binding
Source: RefSeq, a predicted model, not a curated record
AAGGUAGUGCGAUUUUGAAUAUGCUUAAUUUUCGACAAUUUCAUUUGCGCACAGAACUACAGAACGGGUCGUCUGAAACCGGAGGAAUUAUAUUUUCUUGCUCCUAGUAUGUAGAAGACAGCAAUGUUGCACAAAAAAGUAAGCAGAUUAUUGAUGUCGUCGGUGUUGGCGCGAGUUGCCGAAAAGGCGAUCCCGGAGAAUCUCUGUCCAUGUUGCCGUGGUAUACCUGCUGUCGCCUCUCGGCUUUCGUCCACUUUGGAGUCCACAUCGGCUCCGGAAGCAGCAAAGUCAGAAACAGGACGGGCCGCUACGCCAAAAAAGUCGGCGAAGUUGUUGAAAGUCUCCGCAUAUUUAUCGGGGAACCAACCCUUGAAUGAGGCUAUCCACAUUUAUCGCCGCUCUUUAACAGCUGCAAAGACGAGGCCGCCUGAAAUGUAUGUGAUUUUCGAAACGUUAGCAGAGAGCGUGAUUCAGCAUAUGGAUUUGCCCGCUGAUCCGUCAACUGUCUAUAUGGAAGCCAACCCUGGAUUGGGUUUGGUAACAAGGCGAGCAAUGGAAAAGGGAAUUCACAGGGCCCGCAUUUUUGAAGGCAAUCCUGUUUUCCUGAAAAGAUUACAGGACAUACAAGCGGAUUACGGUGCCGACCGAUUGGAAGUCGCUUGUCCUUUCAAUGUGAUCGAAUUCAGGCAGCGCGGGAAGAUUAAAAAGGAGUUCAAAAAGGCUGACCUUUUUGCAAAUUCUGAAGCGUGCACGAUACCUGGGAGUAGUGACUCCCCGGCUGUGGACCCCUGGGAAUCUAAAGUAGAGAGAAUGGUUGCUGUUGGUCUGCCUACUCGCCCCUGGACAGAUGUUGCACCAGCGCUCAAAUUUUUUGGAAUUAUUCCAGAAGUAUCGCAUGCGGUUUUCCUGAGAACUUUGGUAUAUUCUAUGGCGAGGAGGAAUGCAUUCUGCAGUAUUGGAAGGCCAGAAUUUUACCUUAUAGUAUCUCCGGCUCUGUACCAUACCAUUGUCGGCCAGCCCGGUACCAACUUUAAGUGCUACCGUUUUACCACGGUUGCUCUGCAAACGUUUUUUGAGAUUCUACCACUGGAAGAAGUGCCUCGCAACAAGCUGGUGCCACCGCCAUCUUUAAAAACGCAAAAUGUUCAUGACAAUUGGAAACUGAUACGCUUGACUGCACGCCGAGAGCAGGUUCUGGAUUGGUCGCUGAUACCUGAAUACGUUUUCUUUCUUCGCCAGGCUCUGAUGAAUCGAACAAGACCUCUGUUAGUGUGGCUUGAAGGAUGGAUACCUGGAUCCGCACGAAGGCUCCUGGACAUAGGCUACACGAUGUAUAUCCGAACUGGCGAUGUUUCGGCUACAAAUUACGUGAACGUUUUCAGAUUACUGUAUAAUGCACCAGAGUACAGCACCAGCAAUUUCAAAAUUGCCUUCGCUUCCAUGGGGGAUCGCUUCUCGCUGGACCUCUCGGAAAACGAAGAAGAUAAUGCCGACGACGAUGAUUUGAAUGCUGUACCAUUUCGGAAGUUAUUAUCAGGUUCGGGCAGUGAGAGCUCCGUUGUUUUGUAUUGCAUUACCAUGGAUGUGGAUGAUCUGGAACAGGGUCUGCUUUCUGCCUUUCGCUCCAUGAACACAACCGACAGAAACGAGUUAAUAACGCAGUUUCAGGCCUUGAUUGGGCAGAAUGUAAACCGUGGAACGUGCGAGUUCUUUUUGGACAUGAACAACUGGAACCUCCAACAAUCUAUAUGCUCCUAUUACGACCUGGAAAACAGUCAGGAGCAUCUUCCUCAAAUGGUGUUCGUGCAGGAUGUGACGAUCGGCGAAGGAGAAUCUGUACCUCCCAAAACGAAGUUUAUUAAAACAUGGAAAAUACGAAAUCCGGGGUGGGACAGUUGGCCUCCUGGAUGCGCGUUGCGCUUUACAGGGAACGGUCACCAGAUGACUCACAUCGAACGAAUUGCACUUCCUUCGCUGAAACCCGGCGAUACCUUCGACGCCAGUGUAGAAAUGGAAAGUCCGGAUAAGCCUGGCAUGUAUCAGGGGCAAUGGCGGAUGUGCAGCCCGACUGGUACAUAUUGUGGAGACACAAUUUGGGUGAUAUUACAAGUGGACGAAAACGGGAUGCUCUCGUUAACUCAACAAAUGUCAUCCAUUCCGCUUGGUAAUGCCAGAGAAUCAAGGUCAUCGUCCACGGAGUUCGGGUUGGCGAAAAAUCCCUUCGCCGCCGGUCCAACGUUUCCCGGGAACAAUUCUCCCAAUGACCAGACAGAUGUGGGCGGUUGGGGUACCAGCAACGAUACCGAUAUGGAUGGAGCUUGGGAUUGAGCCUGUUGUUGGGGUUUGGCCGUUUGGGAUUUUUGGCUUUUUGGGCUGAACUUGUUUUAUAUUGUUCCAUUUCUCGCGCUGCGUGCAGUACAGUAGAUUUCGAGUUUAACUGGUCUUUGAGCCUAUUGAAAGUUUUAAUUCUUUGUAUGAAAAAAACGUGAGACAUUUGAGAGCGUCGUUUUUUACUUUUUUUCGAAAGUUACCGUAAUGUUUUCGAAGAUUUGUUUUACUGGUCAGCUGAUUCCAUCCAACAAAAUUUCGUUCGUUUAGAUGGCCUCUUUCCGUGGUGUGCAACG